Myotis myotis is the source of this 3057-nucleotide messenger RNA. RefSeq names its product selenoprotein I (gene SELENOI). Gene Ontology annotation, biological process: phosphatidylethanolamine biosynthetic process. Gene Ontology annotation, cellular component: Golgi apparatus; endoplasmic reticulum membrane. Gene Ontology annotation, molecular function: ethanolaminephosphotransferase activity. The transcript is spliced from 10 exons. NCBI's taxonomy places the organism in Eukaryota, Metazoa, Chordata, Mammalia, Chiroptera, Vespertilionidae. The record is from RefSeq and is a predicted model, not a curated record.
AAUAUUACCAGCCCGGCUCUGGCCAUCCCUGCCUAGCCGGGGCUGGUGCUUUCGCACUGCGUGCUGGAGAGUCGCUGCCGCAGCGCGAGUGGCCGCUCAGUGUUCGGGUCGCCAUGGCAGGUUACGAAUACGUGAGCUCGGAGCAGCUGGCUGGCUUUGAUAAGUACAAGUACAGUGCUGUAGAUACCAAUCCACUCUCUCUGUAUGUCAUGCAUCCAUUUUGGAACACUAUAGUAAAGGUAUUUCCUACUUGGCUGGCUCCAAAUCUGAUAACUUUUUCUGGCUUUCUGCUGGUUGUAUUCAAUUUCCUACUUCUGGCAUACUUUGAUCCUGACUUUUAUGCUUCAGCACCAGGUCACAAACAUGUUCCUGGCUGGGUGUGGAUUGUGGUGGGCAUCCUCAACUUCGUUGCCUACACUCUAGAUGGUGUGGAUGGAAAGCAAGCCCGCAGAACCAAUUCCAGCACCCCGUUAGGGGAGCUUUUUGACCAUGGCCUAGAUAGUUGGUCAUGUGUUUACUUUGUUGUCACUGUGUAUUCCAUCUUUGGACGAGGACCUUCUGGUGUCAGUGUUUUUGUUCUUUACCUGCUGCUAUGGGUUGUUUUGUUUUCUUUCAUCCUGUCCCACUGGGAAAAGUAUAACACUGGGGUUCUUUUCCUGCCAUGGGGAUACGACAUUAGCCAGGUGACUAUUUCUUUUGUCUACAUAGUGACUGCGAUUGUGGGAGUUGAGGCCUGGUAUGAACCUUUCCUGUUUAAUUUCUUAUAUAGAGACCUAUUCACUACAAUGAUUAUUGGUUGUGCAUUAUGUGUGACUCUUCCAAUGAGUUUAUUAAACUUUUACAAAAGCUGUAAAAAUAACAGCUUGAAACACAAUUCGAUCUAUGAAGCUCUGGUCCCCUUCUUUUCUCCAUGUUUGCUAUUCAUUUUGUCUACAGCCUGGAUUCUCCAGUCACCUUCCGAUAUUUUAGAGAUGCACCCUCGAGUAUUCUACUUUAUGGUUGGAACAGCCUUUGCCAAUAUCACAUGUCAGCUGAUUGUUUGUCAAAUGAGCAACACCAGAUGUCCAACUUUGAAUUGGUUGCUGGUUCCUCUCUUCUUGGUUGUCGUGGUGGUAAACUUAGGAGUCGCCUCUUAUAUUGAGAGCAUUCUCCUAUAUACAGUAACAGCUGCUUUCACUCUGGCCCACAUCCAUUAUGGAGUACGAGUGGUAAAGCAACUGAGCAGCCAUUUUCAGAUUUACCCGUUCUCAUUGAGGAAACCCAACUCAGAUUGACUAGGAAUGGAAGAAAAGAACAUUGGCCUGUAAUCUACAGAAAGAAGUACUGUAAAUACGAUGCUUGUAAAUAUUUCAUCUAUCACCAUUGAACUAAACUGAUCUGCUUAACAGACAUGGGAACUCUGUGUGUGGUACUUGUACAGCAAGAAUGAUAUAUAUAAUCUGAAAUGUGGAAUUUUGAACCUACUAACUCCCACCUUAUUUUAUUUUUUAUUAAACCAUGUGAUGUUUUGGGGAAGCCUAAUGUACAUGAGACCAGCAAAUGUUUUUAGUGAUUUUAACCUCCUGAGUCCAUAAUGUUUUUGGUUCAUACAGAGUUAAAGAUGCUUUAUUUUUAUUAUUUAAAACAGCCCCAAAUUGGUUUAAAACACUGAUGAUGUUCAGAAAACCACAGUAUGUUUUCAUAUUUGGUACUUAGUAAGAGGCCGUUGGCUCUGGAAGCUAUCAGUAGUCCACAUCCAACAUCAGGAAAAGAGAAGAGCAAGUCACCUUCAGCAAGAGAUGCCAAAUGAUUACAGAACAAUAUGACGGUUUGCCAAUAUACUGGUUUCUCUUUCCCAUGGAAAUGCCUUUGUCCUCCUGUGCUAAGAGAGCUAGGAUAUACGUUUAGAUUCUCUAAUAUUCUGGCUCUCUUUGUGAGGGAGCAGAGCGUGGUAAAUGGUUUAGUUUCCUUUUAAAGAAAAACAUUCUAUUGAGACUCAGUAGAGAGUGGAUUGUAACUGUAGCUCACCCAUGGGCAUGGUUCAUUGUUUCAGUGUGGCAUUCCCCCCCCCUCGGCUAUAGUUGCUGAGAUUUGGUGCCUGAGAACUGAUUAAGUGAAUGCAUGUGCCAGUGUGAGUCUGAUGGUAGUGACUUGCGAGGAGCACAGAUGAACUUCCUUCUUGGAGAAAUGGGCUUUGGAGCCAGGAUUCUCACGAGCCUCACUAUGAAAUGACUGCUGGGAACCUCACUACAAAGUUAGUUUUGUAAUUCAGUUUGUCCUUCUUUCCUUCCUCUCUGCCUGUGGAGGAGCGAGUGCUGUAUUUUUUAUUUUAUUCAGGAUAAAGAAGGAGAGAGAAACCCUCUCUUCUCCAGCUUGCCCACCUUCCCACUUGAAGAAAUUUUUUUAAUAUAUGCCUUACUGAGUAUGUACUCUCUUUAAUAAUACCUGGAACAAUUUUUGAGGUUUACGGACAAGCAUCAAAAUAGAUCACACCUUUCCAUGAAUGUAGAUAUUUUCUUCUUCUUCUUUUUUUUUUUUACUUUGUCUCCAUUUACUUUGGUGGUGGUGAAAUUUACUCCCUGAUUUUCUUUUAUUUUUCACUGAAUGAAGUUUGUGCUUGAAUGAAGAGUGUAUCUUAAACCCUUUUUUUGGAUGGAUUGCACUUGGAUAAAAUAGGCACCACUGUGUUGAUAUGUAAUUAAUUUCAUAACCAUUAUUUAUCUAGGAAUGUGACCAUUUUAAAAUUUAAUUAUAUAGUGUAUUUCUUGGUUGAAUGUCUGCUGCUUUGUAAAAAUAACUAUGUAAUUGAUAUUUCAGUUCCUAAAUUUGCAAAUUCUAAUAAUUGUCAUCUAGGUCAUUAGACAUGAAGAGUCAAGGAGCUGAUCUCAUGGUUCUGUACUCAUUUUUAAAAAUGUUUGUAAAGGUUGAGGUAUAUUCAGUGACUUUCUCUGAAACAAAAAUGAACACUGAAAAUAGGUGAGAAAUUGAUGCUGUAAAAUGUGGGUAGUGAUUCCAUGUUUGUUGAUAAGUUGCCAUCAUAGAGGUCAGAGAAUGAAUUAGUUAAGUGAGGGGAAUGCU